AUGGCAACAUUACAGCAGGAAAAGAAAUACCCGCUGGGGAAGAUUGAGCCCAACUCGCUCAAGUACUUCGGUGCUUGUACGAUGGGUGGAAUUAUCGUUGACCCCAAAAUCUACACCUCAAACAUCUCCGCAUGGCGCUCAAUCAUCUCGAAGGAAGGUCUCCGCGGGGUCUUCUUUGGUUGGUCCCCAACAUUCAUUGGAUACUCUUUCCAGGGAGCCGGUAAAUACGGUUUCUACGAAUACUUCAAAUACCUAUACGGCGACAUGUUCCCCAACACAAACCGCACGGUUGUAUAUCUAGGUGCAAGUGCCUCUGCCGAGUUCCUCGCGGAUAUGGCCCUCUGCCCAUUCGAGGCAAUCAAGGUGCGCAUGCAGACAACAUUACCGCCAUACGCAAGUAGCCUGCGCGAGGGCUGGGGUAAGAUCGUCGCGAAGGAGGGCAUGUCGGGUCUGUAUAAGGGAUUGUACCCGUUGUGGGCAAGACAGAUCCCGUAUACGAUGACGAAGUUCGCAACAUUCGAGGAGACUGUUAGCAUGAUCUAUAAGACGCUGGGAGGGCCCAAGGAGAGCUAUAAUAGCCUUCAGCAGACGGGUAUUAGUUUUGCGGGUGGUUAUAUCGCUGGUAUCUUUUGCGCGAUUGUCAGCCACCCAGCAGACGUGUUGGUAUCAAAGUUAAACGCUGAUAGAAAAGCGGGUGAAUCGGCUGUGUCGGCCGUCUCUCGGAUAUAUGGGAACAUUGGGUUCGCAGGGUUAUGGAAUGGCUUGCCAGUGCGAAUUCUAAUGCUUGGAACGUUGACCGGUUUCCAGUGGCUGAUACUGAGUGGAGAUGAAUGGAGACGCGAGAACAAUGGAGUCGUUGACCGCCUUCGCUCUUGGCGAUCGACUCGGAGCGUAGGACGAGAACUUCCUUCCAAGAUGGAACCAAAGACAUCAACAUCCCAGCCAUCCACGAACCCACCCAGUGUCGAAAUCGCCUACAAGCGCAAAUGUAUCGCGCUCAAGAAGCGUCUCGGCGAAAUUGAAGCUGAAAAUGAAUUGAUGCGCACCCGCAACCGACGUGGGUGGCAAUACAUUCAGAAGAUGCGCCUCGAGUCCUGUAUCCUUCUCGAGCGCCUGGCCAACGUUACGGGAAUGGCUGAAGAAGCCCAAGCCGGCGUGAACCCGGAACUGCGCGCCCGUGCUGCGGCUAUGAUGUCCAGCGGUGCAGGUGUAAAUGGCAUCUCCGCGACGAGAAACGGAUCGGGACCAGGAUACUAUGAAGAUGAGACAGAAGGGAGCUCAGACGAACAGCCACCCACACCACAAGAACGUCCACUCCGCGUAAAGCGAUCCCGCAAGUCGAACCUGAACAUCGAGGAUGAAGAUGUGCCUGCUACGGGUACUACUCCUGAGGCAUCUGGGCCGGGGGCAUCGUCAACGUGGCCUCGACUCGCGCCCGCGCCAUCACAAGAGGAGAUGACAUCUUCAUUCCGGAUUCAACAGGGUAAUGGGUCUGGGCCGGAGAAGGAGACUCCGCAUGCGAGCGAUCGGGAGGGUGAGAACAGAGAUGCUUCUCCAGAGCGAGCAGAAGAUCCCUCGGCGGAAAACCCGGCGACUCCAAUGGACCUUGAUACGAAAGAGCUAAAGGAGGAGAGCUAA
Messenger RNA from Aspergillus versicolor CBS 583.65, 1638 nucleotides. RefSeq lists its product as uncharacterized. Gene Ontology annotation, molecular function: phosphate transmembrane transporter activity. The record is from RefSeq and is a predicted model, not a curated record. The transcript has 6 exons. NCBI's taxonomy places the organism in Eukaryota, Fungi, Ascomycota, Eurotiomycetes, Eurotiales, Aspergillaceae. Bases 1 to 1638 code for a protein of 545 amino acids. Gene Ontology annotation, cellular component: mitochondrial inner membrane. Gene Ontology annotation, biological process: mitochondrial phosphate ion transmembrane transport.